UGCACGUGUAGAAUCUUCUUUCUAGCAAAGCCACCAAGCUGCACUACUAUACUAGACUGUACUGUCGUACAGACUAGACUACGGACUAGAUUUAUGUUGUAAACCUGAAGUCAAGGAGUCAUGCAUCUGGAAUAUGCAAAAGACUUGGUGUUGCUGGCUGUCGUGUGCUACCUGUGCAGCCUGGGCAGAUGUCAUGACAUCUAUGUAGAUCCCAAUACUGGUAUGGACACCGACAACUGUUGGAAUGGGUCAGUGCCCUGCAAAACAUUGAAAAUGGGACUCAAAGCUUUACAAAACAACAGUAAUACCACAAUUUGGACAAGCGCUGGAGUGUACAACAUUACAGAGGAUCACAAGUUUGAAAAUCGAAAGAAUAUAGCAAUCGUUGGUGUCACUACAAAUGGAUCCUUGUCUUCUGCAAUCUCAGUUUUAGUCUCAUGUAGCAAUUUCAGUGGUGGGCUAACGUUUAUAAACUCGAGCAAUAUUACUCUUAGAGGCAUCAGUAUUGUUGGUUGUGGUGCCCUUCAUUACAGUACCAGUAAGAACUUUACUGAAUCUCGAUUUAAAUUUGCCGAAUUCUAUGCUGCUUUAUAUUUUCUCUAUUGUGAAGAUGUAACCUUGCAGAUUGUUCACAUCAACAACAGUGUUGGUACUGGAGCUGUGUUCUACAGUACAGUCGGCAAUAAUGUAAUUGACGGUACAAUUUUUCAUAGCAAUAGUGCCCAGCAGGGAACACCAGGAGGUGGAGGUUUGUACAUAGAGUUCUCGUAUUGUACGCCAAGCACAAAUGAUGGGGCGUAUGACGAUUGCAGCUUGGGAUCAAAUGUUCCAGAGUUUUAUGCACGAGAUGCUUACUACUUAAUCAGCCAAAGCUUGUUUGAUAAGAACAAAGCCUCUCUUAUCAAUCCUGAGAGCCAUACCUUUAUUUUGCCACAAAAUAGCUCUCAUUUGGCUUUUGGUCGCGGAGGGGGAGUUUCUGUGUUCUUCAAAGGCAAUGCAUCUUGUAAUACAGUUACUAUCAAUAAUUGCAUUAUAACAAACAAUGAAGCAUUGUGGGGAGCAGGACUAUUUGUGGAGUAUCAGGAUAUGAGUUUUAGCAACAAGAUGCUUAUCGGAGAUUCACAUAUUAUCAAUAACCAUGUCACAAACCCUUCAAAUGAGAGUGGAACAGGAGGGGGAGGAGCAAGAGUGGGAUUUAUCUUUUUUGAUCGUACUCACGUUUGCCAUAACUUAAUAGAGUUUCAAAACGUCAAUUUUAGUGGAAAUCGAGCCUAUUAUGGUGGAGGGCUGUCAUUUUAUACUGCACGGGAGAAUGCUUCUGUGGCCACCAACACUCUUACCUUCCACAACUGUACAUGGAGGAGCAACACAGCGAGAGUAGGCACAGCUGUAGACCUGUCCGUGUGGCAUCCUGUAUCAGAGGGGGCACUAGUCAGGCCCUUAUUUUCGUAUUGCUCAUUCAGUUGGAACAAUGCUAAUUAUGCCAGGAUAACUACUAUCGGUUCGUUUGUUGGGCUUGGGACGUUGUAUUCUGAUUCUAUCCCAGCAUUGUUCAAAAACAAUGUAAACUUUUCACACAAUACACAAACAGCCCUAGCAGCUGUUGGCACAGGAAUCCACUUCAUGAAGAACACAAUAGCUUGGUUUCAUAGCAAUACUGGCAGAAAUGGUGGGGCUAUUGCGUUGAUGGGUUAUGCCUUUAUUGAAGUUGCAAGUAACACCACUUUCCAUUUUGUUAACAACUCGGCUGAUCUAAAGGGAGGUGCUAUAUAUGGUCAUUCGAUUGGAGAACAUGAUCUUAUAUCUUCUCGAAACUGCUUUAUUCGUUACAAUGACAUUUACGUGACACCUCAAAAUUGGAAUGUAACAUUUUCCUUUGAGGGGAAUAGAGCACAAAACCAAUCAAACUCAAUCUAUGUGACCUCCCUGCUCACCUGUUUGUGGGGCGGGGCUUUUGGCUCAACUAAUGAGGGCACACAAAAUGUGUUCUGUUGGAAUAAUGGGACUGCACACUGGCAUUAUGAUGGAAACUGUUCAGCAAAUAUUGCAACUUCUCCUGCUCAUUUCCGUGCUAAUACUAAGACAGACUCCAGCUAUGCAAUGACCAUGAUUCCUGGAAAACGAAAGAAGUUUCCAUUUUCAACUGUCGAUGACAAACAACUCGAUGUUACACAGUACACUGUUCUUAUUGCUCGAACAGAAACAAACACAACCAACAAUGAUAAAAUUUUUCUCGAUGGCAGCUCAGUAUAUAUUUCAGACAAUAGUUUGGAAGUGCAUGGCAAACCCUACGCUAGUGGGACUGUGAGAAUUGAAACUAUUGAUCCUCGCGUAGUGUACACACAAAUAAAUGUGACGGUACAAAAAUGUCCUCCUGGUAUGAUAUAUUCUUCUUCUGAUUCUGGUCUGAAUUCUUCCUGUACUUGUGGCAAUGGCGCUUUAUACAACCGUCUAAUCUUGUGUGAUAGAGAUAAGUACAGCACAUCGCUUCAACGUGGUUCCUGGAUUGGCUUCUAUAACUCUGACCCCGAAUUACUAGUUGGACAGUGCCUCUACUGUGCCGGAAUAGACUUAGAUAAUCGCUAUAUUCCUCUCCAUGAUGAUCUUCACUUUCUAUGCGGUAGAAUAAAUCGUACUGGCAUAUUGUGUGGGGCGUGUGAGCACCCUUAUGGACCUGCUGUUAACUCGAAACACUUCACAUGCAUGGAGUGUAACGAUCAAGAUGAACACCUUAACUGGUUCUUCUAUUUACUUACCGAGUUCCUACCAAUAACAAUAUUUUUCCUCUUUGUUGUCCUUUUUAAUGUCAGUGUCACCUCAGGUCCUGCCAAUGCAUUUGUUUUCUUUGCUCAAAUGACUACUACCGCUCUAAACUUGGACGGCGAUGGCUUUGUUCAGGUCAAUACAGUGUUACCAAAUGGAAAUACAGUUGAUGACAUAUUCCGUACUAUACCAUAUGAUUUCUGGAAUCUCAACUUUUUCAGACCAUACCUUCCUAAGUUUUGCUUGAGUUCGAGCAUUUCCACUUUGCAACUCCUUGCUACUGGAUAUGUCACAGCCUUUUACCCACUUGUGCUUGUGGCUGUAUUUUUCUUUUUUUCAUGGCUCUAUUCUCGAGGAUUCAGACCAAUACUGUUACUCUGCCGACCAUUCCAUUCUUGUUUUGCAAGGAUAAAUCGCAUAUUGGAUGUUCGAAAGUCUAUUCUCCAUGCACUCGCAACUUUUCUUCUUCUCUCUUACACAAAAUUUACACUAGUGUCUUUUUUCUUGCUUACCUCAACUCCCCUAAUCCGUGCUAAUGGUUCAGUAGCUUCAUUUAAUCUAUAUUAUGAUGGGCGCAUUGUUUUUGGGAGUGCAGAACACCUUCCAUACUUGAUUCCUUCUAUGGUAGUGUUGGCUACCUUUGUUGCUAUCCCUCCUAUCAUCCUUAUAGCCCCCUCCGCAGUUCAUGUUAUACAGAAAUGGUGUGGUAGAACUCCAGACCUCUGUGGCGGUGCAAUGUUCAGCCAAUUUCUAAAUGCAUUUCAUGGUUGCUAUAAGGACGGAACGGGUGGAGAAUAUGAUCAAGGUAACAAAUCCGAUUGUCGCUGGUUCGCAGGUUUAUACUUUAUUCUACGUGUUGUUCUACUAGCUAUCUAUGCAUUCACUGCAGACUGGUUUUUUCAGUCUGUGCUUCAGUUGGUGGUUUGCAUUGGAGCACUAAUAGCUUUUGUAGUGUUUCGUCCGUACAAAAAUGACCUGUACAAUAAAGUAGAUGCUGCUUUCUUCGGCAUUAUUGCAUUGCUUUGUUCAUUAUCUUUGCAAAACUACUAUUCUAGCAUUGUAGGUUCAACGUUAUCACCAUGGACGUUUGUGUUUCAGUACUUUCUCUUUGUCUGUCCUCUGAUUUAUAUAUCUUUUGUUGUUGUCUACUUCUUUUGGAGAAGAAACAAAUCUAUCGUCAAGAAACUGUAUCAGAAAUGUUUAAAAAAGUUACUGAUGAAUACUGGAUCUCCAGAGCUAGUGCAAGAUGAUAAUGACUUCUUCCAAGAUGCAGAAGCAGCUGGGAGAUUUGGCAGUCCAGAAAGGAACACCUACUCUCAAAGUCCAUGUUUGUCUGUGCAGGAAAACCAACCUCUACUGCAAAACGAACCACGCCGACGUAUCUCACCGCCCCCAAACUGCAGUGAGAGCUCAGGAGGGAGUAACAAUGAGAAUGGGUCAAGUAACAGUGGUACCCACCUUUCUGCUGGAACACAAACACCUACCUUAGGUGCAGAAACUUAUAACAAUUUUGGGGUAGACGUUUUUGAAGUGACACCGCCAGGAGCAUCUAAUGGACCUGGAGUCGAAGUUGAAACUCUGUCUAAAAGACGAAAGAAUAUAUUCUUCACUCAAUAAUAUUAACUUUGAUUGUUGUUCCCAUUACUUAAUUUGUUGUGUGUGCAUUUUUUUGUUUUCUGCGUUCGUAUACUUAUAAUUAUAAGCACAUAGUAUUCUAAUAAAAAAACUUGUUGUCUGUUUAUUACAAUCUGUUUUGAUCUAUUGAAUUUCCGAUCUUAUUAUUUAUACCUUUUACAAUUAAUUCAUGUUUGCUGCAAUCUGA
Halichondria panicea is the source of this 4585-nucleotide messenger RNA. Its product is annotated as ATP-dependent DNA helicase DDX11-like. Gene Ontology annotation, cellular component: nucleus. The transcript is spliced from 2 exons. Gene Ontology annotation, biological process: nucleobase-containing compound metabolic process; establishment of sister chromatid cohesion. NCBI's taxonomy places the organism in Eukaryota, Metazoa, Porifera, Demospongiae, Suberitida, Halichondriidae. Gene Ontology annotation, molecular function: DNA binding; ATP binding; hydrolase activity, acting on acid anhydrides, in phosphorus-containing anhydrides. The coding region runs from base 121 to 4380 and encodes 1419 amino acids. The record is from RefSeq and is a predicted model, not a curated record.